Molecule: messenger RNA, 2011 nt
Organism: Dissoconium aciculare CBS 342.82
Lineage: Eukaryota; Fungi; Ascomycota; Dothideomycetes; Mycosphaerellales; Dissoconiaceae
Product: Poly(A) polymerase
Exons: 2
Coding region: 387-1916 (509 amino acids)
Cellular component (GO): nucleus
Molecular function (GO): RNA binding; poly(A) RNA polymerase activity
Source: RefSeq, a predicted model, not a curated record
CAAAAGCCCCGAAGCGUUCCAGAAGAACAACGGGCCGCGCGCGAGACUUUUUAGUUUCAACUGCCUUGCGCGUAUGCACGUACUGUAUACUGUAUGCGGUAUCGAUUUUUGAGACGCCUACGAAGUCCUGGCGCCUGGGCAACAAAUUGUUCGACAACCACAACUUCGCAUCAUCACUACCCGCACAAUACUGACGAGUCGCCUGACCUGUAGCAAGGUGGUAGGAUGCAAAAUUAACGAAACAUCACAUCAUCACAUCACGACUUGCUUGUCCACGCGCGCAACUUUGACCGGACACCAUAUUCAUUAUCCACAAGUCCUGGUCUCAUGAAGUAAUUGCGCUACGACGGCAUCUUCACCAGCCGCACCAGACGACGGCCGCGACGAUGGCAGAGAAUGGAGAGCAUCUCGGGAUUUCGCCUCCAUUGGCGACUGAUCCACCGAAAGAGAUCGAUCUGAAACUGAACGAGUUGCUGCUGCAAGAGUUGAAGACACAGAACAAUUUCGAAUCUGCUGAGGAAACGAAGAAGAGAAACGAUGUACUGGCGCGGCUACAACGAUUGUUGACCCAACUGGUUCAGAUGGUUGGCAAAGCAAAGGGAUUGCCAUCGGAAAUCUUGAAAGAGUCGGGAGGAAAGAUCUUUACCUACGGUAGCUACCGCCUGGGAGUUUACGGCCCCGGAUCCGAUAUCGAUACCUUGAUGAUCGCCCCUAAGCAUGUUACGCGCGAUGAUUUCUUCGAGCACAUGCCAGAUCUACUGCGGAAGUCGACAACGCCAGAUGAACUGACCGAGCUCACCCCAGUGCCAGGCAUCAGUGUGCCGAUCAUCAAGCUGGAAAUUUGUGGAGUUUCGGUCGAUCUCAUCUUCUCGAACCUUCAGGUCUCCUCAGUACCACGAGCGCUUGAGCUCACGGACAACAACCUGCUGCGCGGGCUCGAUGAGACGGAUCUACGCUGCGUCAAUGGUACACGAGUCACAGAUCGAAUUCUUCAGCUAGUUCCUCAAUCGCGCAUAUUUCGCAUAGCUCUUCGAGCUGUCAAGCUUUGGGCACAGCGUCGCGCCAUUUACGGCAACGUGGUGGGUUUCCCCGGUGGUGUGGCAUAUGCGAUGAUGGUGGCGCGUGUCUGUCAGCUUUAUCCAAAGGCGGCGGCUCCUCUCAUCGUGCAGAAAUUUUUCUUUGUCAUGGCAAAAUGGCAAUGGCCACUGCCUGUGGUCUUGCAGAAGCGUGAGACGGCACCGCUCCAACUUAGAGAGUGGGAUCCGAACACGUCGAAAGGAGACCGUUUCCAUCUCAUGCCAGUCAUCACACCGGCGUACCCUUGCAUGAAUUCAACUCACACAAUUGGCCUCUCGACGAAGAUGGUUCUGAUUCGCGAACUCAAACGCGGCGAGGAGAUUAUGACUGAUAUCUAUGCUGGCAAGAAGACAUGGAAAGAUUUGUUCGUGAGGCAAAAGUUUUUCUCUGAAGCCUACAAACACUACAUUUGUGUCAUCACUGCCGGGAGAACCAAGGAGGCCCAGCAAGCUUGGUCCGGAUUAGUCCAGUCUAAGCUCCGCAGGCUGAUAUCGGGCAUCGAAGUGUCAGAUGCGGACAGUGUUGAGCUUGUUCAACCCUUCAACAAGGGGUUCGAUCGUGUUCAUGAAUGCAACACUGACGAAGACAUUGAUGAUACCUUGAGCGGUGGUCUGAAAUGUCAAGUGACGAAGACAAAGACGACUGAAGAGUCUGCUGACAUUAGAGUUCAAGCUGCCGCCGAGGGCGAUGCCGAUGCUGUGGUCGAACAAAGCGAGGACGCCCCGGUGGAGGUCACCAAGAGUGGUGCUCAGUCGAUCUGGACCACAACUUAUUACAUGGGCAUCGGUCUCAAGAAGGGUUCGUCUAGUGAAUGGUGUGCUUACAUGAAUCGCUACUGAUACCGUGUCACUAGGUGCCGCCAACCUCGACAUCUCCUGGCCUAUCUCCGACUUUAAACGCAUCUGUCAAGAGUGGGAUGGCUACAAUGCUGACA